AUGUCUGAGGUCCGCCUCUCGCUCGGCCUCGACGACUUCAUCUCCCCAUCGGCCGCCUGCGUCAAGCCGGUCAAGCUCCAGAAGAAGCCCGUCACUGGCCGCAGCCGCGCGGUGCUGCAGCUCGAGGGCGUUGCGGGUCGGCCGGAGGCUGAGGGCGGCGGCGUGGCCAAGAUCACGCUCAACGACUGCCUCGCCUGCUCCGGCUGCAUCACGUCUGCCGAGUCGGUCCUCGUCGCCCAGCACAACUCGGACGAGCUCAUUCGCCGGCUGCGUGGCGCUGGGUCCGGUGCCGCCGGCGCGCCGCGGCUUGCGGUGGUCGUCAUCUCGGCGGCAGCGCGCGCGGCAGUCGCGGCCCACACCGGCGCGAGCGGUCGAGCCGCGACGGUGGAGGCGGCGCUGGUCGCGCCGGGCGAGGCGGCGUGGCGCCACCCGUGCGACAACCCGGCCGUCGGGAGCCUCUUUCGCGAGGGCGCCUUCUUGGACGGCGGUCCACUCGGGGACGCGGUGGCGAGCCAGCUGACCACCGAGUUCAACGCGCUGGCCGACAAGACGCCGACAGAGCAGAGCGCUUUGGGGAUACAGUGGUAG
Molecule: messenger RNA, 588 nt
Organism: Emiliania huxleyi CCMP1516
Lineage: Eukaryota; Haptophyta; Isochrysidales; Noelaerhabdaceae
Exons: 2
Coding region: 1-588 (195 amino acids)
Molecular function (GO): 4 iron, 4 sulfur cluster binding
Source: RefSeq, a predicted model, not a curated record